UUAUGUUCGUAUUAUGAAUUAUCUGUUAGUGCAUCUGUAUCGUGUUUGCCAGUUUAUGAAGACGCAAACUGAAGGUGUGCAGAAACCGUUGCAUGCAACUAACGUUACUGUAGCAGUGCAGCAGCUUCACCUAAAAAAUAAGCUGAGGUUUGGCUUGUGCCAGAAUGUGCGGGAGAACGGCUAGCACUCUGGCUCCGAAUGAGCUCAGUCGUGCAGCUCGCUAUCGAGACAGGACGGGUCAACCACACAGUCCCCGAUGGAAGGACGGAGACACUGACAAAUACCGGCCAUCAUACAACAAGAGUCCUCAGUCCUUCAGCCCUGUACUGCUGUCCAACAGACACUUCAACAAGGAUGCCCCUGUAGAUGAGUGUGUGUUGGCAGCGAUGCGCUGGGGUCUCGUCCCGGCGUGGUUCAGAGAGAAUGACCCCAGUAAGAUGCAGUACAACACCUCUAACUGUCGCAGUGAAAGCCUGCUGGAAAAGAAGUCUUACAAGGAUCCUCUUCUGAAAGGACAGCGCUGUGUCAUUCUAGCUGAUGGCUUCUAUGAAUGGAGACGAACGGAGAAAGAGAAACAGCCUUUCUUCAUUUACUUCCCUCAAAUCCAAGGAGGUCAAGUGCCUAGUCAACAGAAUGCACAGAAAACAAAAAGUGACCAAAAUUUGGACCAAGGAGAGAGUGAUCAGGACGACAGUGACUGGACGGGGUGGCGUCUUCUGACAAUAGCAGGGCUCUUUGACUCCUGGACUCCUCCUUGUGGUGGAGAGACACUGUAUACUUACACUGUUAUUACUGUAGACUCCUCUCCAAACCUUCAAAGCAUCCAUGACAGGAUGCCGGCUGUGCUGGACGGAGAGGAUGAGGUAAGACGGUGGUUAGACUUUGGUGAAGUGAAGUCAUUGGAAGCAAUGAAAUUACUGCAGCCAAAGUCUUCCUUGACCUUUCACCCCGUCUCCUCAUUGGUCAACAAUUCCCGCAACAACUCUCCAGAGUGUCUACAGCCUGUAGACCCCACAGUUAAGAAGACCGUUCAACCAACAGCCAGCAGUAAAAUGAUGAUGAGCUGGCUGAAAACUGCUUCACCCACUAAGAGGAAGAAUCCUGAUGAAGACACUUCAGAUAAAGCACCUGAAGAAAAGUCUGCAGCAGAGAAGCAAACCAAGCCGGCUGGGCCUCUCCAGCAGUGGCUGCUGGGAUCAGGUUCCAGAAAGAAACCAAGAACUUGAAAACAGAAUCACAAUGUUCUUCAGAAUGAUUUGAAAUGCACCUUGACUUGCCUAAAAAUGUUUGUUAAAGUAGCAGUUCACCCAAAACGGAUAAAUUGCUGAAAUGUACUCACCUCAGGUCAUCCAAGAUGCACAGUAUAUGAUGUUUCUUCAUCAAAACAGAUUUGGAGAAAUUUAGUAUUAUAUCACUUGCUCACCAAGAGGAUUAAACUUACAAAUGUCACUUCUAGCCAAAAUCUGUAAUGAGGCUUCCUCCAGUGGAACCCCUCCCCCCCACACACAUAAAACUCAUCAUUAUAAUGGUUUAGAACUGAUAUGAACCGUUUUAUCUUGUAAACAGUUCUAGCUUGUGAACAGUUUUUGACUUGUCAUUAUUUCUCUCCUGAUUCAGGCAAGAUGGCCUUCACAAGAGAAAGCGGUAUUAAUAGGUAUUGAUAGGUUUUGUUUAUUACAGACAUGCAGCUUUUCACUUCAGAAGACUUUAAUUGAUGGACUGGAGACGUGUGGAUUAUUGUCAUGUUUUUAUCAGCUGUUUGGACUCUCAUUCUGAUAACACCCAUUCACAAGAUUCACUGAUGAACAAGAAAUGUAAUGUUAAAUUUAAUCUAAACAAACUCAACUGAAUCUUGGAUGGCAUAAGGGUGAGUACAAUUUUAAGAAUUUCUUAACUGGUAACAGCUAAUUUGCCAAGUAUUCAGUGUUUAGUUGUACGUAUUGUUCAUUUUUGAUGAUUUUAUAUGAUGAAAAUAAACAUU
Messenger RNA from Carassius auratus (goldfish), 1981 nucleotides. RefSeq names its product 5-hydroxymethylcytosine binding, ES cell specific (gene hmces). The record is from RefSeq and is a predicted model, not a curated record. Gene Ontology annotation, biological process: protein-DNA covalent cross-linking repair. Gene Ontology annotation, molecular function: single-stranded DNA binding. NCBI's taxonomy places the organism in Eukaryota, Metazoa, Chordata, Actinopteri, Cypriniformes, Cyprinidae.